AUGGAAACUAGAUCUAAGUCAGAAUUUUCCAACUACAAUGGAGUUUAAGGCAAUCAAGAAUAUGAAAAUAAUGAUAUCAUAAAUGAUCGAAUUAACAAAAAGAUAACGCAAGAAAUUUAAUAGAAUUUUGGAUCAUUUUAGUAUAAAGAGCUAAAGGAUGAAAGUUAGUUAGGAACGGAAAGACCCAAUUUACCUACGAACAUAGAUCCUAUUUUUCACAGCUAUUCAUGCAACUAUCUAACUGAUAAAGUAGAAGAUGAAAAGUAGAUUACUGAUGAAGCGUUCUAGCAUUCAAUUGAAUUCUAUGCAAAAAAUAAUAAAGAACAAAACAAAAUAAAUAAUAAAUCUGAUAAUUCUUCUAAUAAUAGCCUAAAAAAAAGCAAUAGCAUUAUCGAUGAGCAGCAUCCUUAAAUGAAUUUCUAAAUAAUACGCCAAAUUUUAUAAGAUUUAGUCAAAGAUGAGUAAUAAAAUAAUGGAGUUUAGAUCAAAGAAAAUGAAUAUAGAAAGAAAUUUAGUUAUGGAAGAGAAUCAGCUCUCUAAUGGAAAAACUAGUCUUUACCUCAUCCAUCUCAAACUAAAUACCUAAGAAUUGCAACAUUAACAUGGAAUUUGCAUGGGAGCUGUCCAACAGACAAUUUAGCUGAAAUUUUAGCUUUUUUGAAUUAGGCAAGUCACCAUUUAGUUGUAAUAGGUACUUAAGAAUGUGAGAGAUCGAUUGCUGCUUCAUUUUUUAAUUCUUCUAAAAGCAAAUGGGAACAAGCAAUUUUAGAUAAUAUGUCAAAUAGUUAUGUUAAAGUACACUCUUUAAAAAUGAAUGCUUUGCAUUUGAUCGUCUUAAGUCACAAAAUACUUAGACCAUACAUAAAGAAUAUUUAAAGCGAUAAAAGAGCUACAGGAAUAGCGAAUUACUUAGGAAAUAAAGGGGGACUAGGAAUAAGUUUUGAUAUUGGAAAAAGAAGUUAUUUAUUUGUUAAUUUGCAUCUUUCUUCUGGAAAAGAAAAUAAAGAACGAAGAAACAAAGAUUUCUUAUCUGUAGAAAAUUAUUUAAAUUUAGGCAAGCAAAUUUCGAAUAUGGAAAGAAGUAGCCAAGAUCGAGUGUCAAAUAGAUUUGAUUAUGUUUUUUUUAUUGGAGAUAUGAAUUAUAGAAUUAAUAUAGAUAUUGGAAAUAAAGAUAUUCAUGAACAUAAUUAUAUAUAACUGCUUUUACACGAUUAGCUCAUUCAAGAAAUCGAACUAAUAGCUUCUGAUUUCAAAGAAGGGAUGAUCACCUUCCCUCCUACUUACAAAUUGGAUCUCACUUAUAACAGAUUUUACACAGGCAAAAAAAAAAGAUAACCAGCCUGGACUGACAGAAUUCUUUACAAAUCGUAUAAAUAAAAUACUAUGUUUUAAAUAAGCUACGACAGUAAUACUAACAUCAUGGGGUCUGAUCAUAGACCUGUUUAUGCAUAAUUUUUAGUACAGCAUAUCUUUUAAAGUAAGGACGAUUAAACCAUAAAAUACUUUUGA
This is a messenger RNA of Tetrahymena thermophila SB210, 1509 nucleotides long. Its product is annotated as endonuclease/exonuclease/phosphatase family protein. The record is from RefSeq and is a predicted model, not a curated record. Gene Ontology annotation, molecular function: phosphatase activity. Gene Ontology annotation, biological process: phosphatidylinositol dephosphorylation. NCBI's taxonomy places the organism in Eukaryota, Ciliophora, Oligohymenophorea, Hymenostomatida, Tetrahymenidae. The transcript is spliced from 2 exons.